Meloidogyne enterolobii is the source of this 249-nucleotide messenger RNA. NCBI's taxonomy places the organism in Eukaryota, Metazoa, Nematoda, Chromadorea, Rhabditida, Meloidogynidae. The record is from the annotation of a GenBank genome assembly.
UUUUUUUUCAAACCCCUAUCCUCUUUUUUCUUCUUUAAAAUCAAUUUUUUCGGCCAAUGAGGAUAUGCCACGCGCGAUAUUUUGACAAACGAUCAGGUUCAUCUCCUCUCCCUUUGUUUUUGCCCUUUCUUCUCCCUUCCCUUCUUCUUCCCUUCUUUCCCCCUCUUCCCCCUUCCUUUCUUCCCCUCUUUCUUCCCUUCUUCCCUUUGCUUUGCUAACAACUCGCGCAAUAAUUUUUGCCUUUUUCUC